AUGCCGGAUUUGGGUCGGAAAUGCGGGAUUUUGGGGUUCUGGCAGGUGAUUUACACCGUCAGGGACCCCAAGGACGUGCUCGUGUCCCUGUUCCACUUCUCCCGGAUCUUCCGGCCCUACAAAGACCCCGGGAGCCUCGAGGAGUUCAUGGAGAAAUUCCUGGAGGGAGACGUGCCCUUCGGCUCGUGGUUCCAGCACGUCCGGGGGUGGCUCCAGCUCCGCGGCCGCGACAAUUUCUUCUGGAUCAGCUACGAGGAGCUGCAGCAGGACCUGCGGGGCAGUGUCCAGCGGCUCUGUGCGUUCCUGGGCCGGCGUCUGAGCGCGGCCGCCGUGGACGCCGUGGUGGCCAACGCCUCCUUCGGGGCCAUGAGCCAGAACCCCAUGAGCAACUUCAGCCGCAGCCCGGCCUUCAUCCUGGACCCCCGCAGGGGACCCUUCCUCAGGAAAGGUGAAUUUUAG
Molecule: messenger RNA, 459 nt
Organism: Pseudopodoces humilis (Tibetan ground-tit)
Lineage: Eukaryota; Metazoa; Chordata; Aves; Passeriformes; Paridae
Source: RefSeq, a predicted model, not a curated record